Labrus mixtus (cuckoo wrasse) is the source of this 2199-nucleotide messenger RNA. RefSeq names its product POF1B actin binding protein (gene pof1b). Gene Ontology annotation, biological process: actin filament organization; bicellular tight junction assembly; epithelial cell morphogenesis. The transcript is spliced from 13 exons. Lineage: Eukaryota; Metazoa; Chordata; Actinopteri; Labriformes; Labridae. The record is from RefSeq and is a predicted model, not a curated record. Gene Ontology annotation, molecular function: actin filament binding. Gene Ontology annotation, cellular component: actin filament; bicellular tight junction; adherens junction. Bases 228 to 1835 code for a protein of 535 amino acids.
CCGGACUUUCCUCUCCCAGUUUACCCAGCAGAGGAGGAAGUUAAACAACCAGGGGUGGAUCAAGUCUCCGCUCCUCCACAGCUGAAAAAAAAACCUUUACAAGGAACCAACCUGAGGUGGAACCUGCGCGGCUUUCUCCCGCAGCGACUUCAACGCUUUUGAGAAACUUUUUUUUGACUUGUCUUGUGCGGGAUCUAAGCUCGGAUCCACUCGUCAAAUUCAUCAAGAUGUCUGUUAAUUCGAGCCAGAAGACGACUACUACGACCUACCGCACCGUGAAAGUGGCCUCUCCGGAGCCGGUGACCAGCACGGUGAUGUCCGCCGGGUCGGUGUCCCCGUUGCCGUACGCGCUGAACGGUAACUACGAGACGGUGAGGUACCUGGUCCCGGUGCAGCAGGCCAUGCAGCAGCAGCAGCAGCAGUCCUUCGUGCUCAUGCAGCAGCCCAUGAUGCAGCAGCCCAUGAUGCAGCAGCACAUUAUCCAGCAGCCCAUGAUGCAGCAGAUGGUCUCUCCGGUGUACCUGCAGGGUAUGACGCACCUGAGCGUCAGCAGCCAGGACACCGACAUGUACCUGCAGCGCAGCACCCUGGAGAGCACCAGCGGACAGUCGUCAGUGUUCAGCCAGUCGUCCAAGAGCCCUGAGUCCGAGGAGGAGGAAGAGGAGGAGGAGGAGGAGGAAGAAGAAGAGGAGGUCGUGGAAGUGGAAGAGACGGAGAUCGUCAACAUCGUGCAGUCGAAGCCCCCGCCGCCGAUCCAGAGGAUCUCCAGGACCGAGGUGAGGACCGAGAUGAAGGAGAUCCCUCAGCCGACCAAGAUGGACACGCGGUACUUCGGCGAGCUGCUGGCCGACGUCUACAGGAAGAACUGCGACAUCCACUCCUGCAUCUUCGAGCACGUGUCCAAGAUCAGAGGACAGAAACACCUUCUGGAUCCCAGCAACGACUACAAGGUGGAGAAAGAGGAGGUGGAGUCUUUGCUUCCUAAAGGAGCCACUGAACUGACCAAACAACAGAUCCGCUACCUGCUGCAGACUCGUCUGACUGCAGAUAAGAGCAUGCGUCUGCUGCUGUCCACCUUCAGCAGCCUGAGAGAGGAGCUGCUGCACAUGUCUGAGGACCUGAGGCGUCUGGAGAGCGAGAAGGAGGCUCUGGAGCGAGAUCUGAGCUUCAAGGCGGACCAGGCUCGUCAGUAUGACUGUCUCCUGGAGGCUGUGCGAGAAAACAACAGACAGCUGCAGAUGUCUGUUAAAGAAAGCAGCGCCGCUCAGCGCUCUCUGGAGACUCAGCUCAUGAGCAGCAGAAGCACCGACUCCAGCAGAGACUUCAAAAUGAAAGAACAGGACGGGAGGCUGAGAGCGCUGGAGAAGGAGAACGAGAUGCUGAGACAGAAGCUGUCAGGUCAAGGCAGCAGCAGCACGCUGCACAUCAAGACGGAGGAGCUGUCCCGUCAGUACAACGAGCAGCUGGACAGCAUGAGGAGAGAGAAGGACCAGGAGAUCCAGAGACUGAGGACCCAGAUAACCAGGAUCCAGACCGAGAUCACCACCACAAACACCUCGUCUGACAACAGUCUGCAGCUGAAGAUCUCGGAGCUGCUCGCCAUGUUGCAGCAGAGACAGACCACCAUCACCCGACAGGAAGAGGAGAUCAGGAAGUUGAUGCAGGAAAGGAGUGAAAGCUCCAAGAACGUCACCAAGACCGUUAUCACCAAGAGGUACAGGAACCAGUACCCGUUGCUGGGUCUGCUGAGCGACGACUACAAUACCACCUCACAAGUCAAAGAAGACAGUACCAUCUUAAUCGAGAGAAGCGGAGAGAUUAUCAAGAAGAAAUGAUUGAACGUCGAGAAGACCCGGACGUCACCUGCCCUCUCCCUCUGCAUGCCCCCCCCCCCCCCCCUCAUCCUCAGGGCUCCCAGGGUUGGUGGUGGUUGUUGAAAUCCCCUUUUCUCCCCUAAGUUUGGAUCAUUGAAUCAGGUUUUUUGGUUUGACCAAAUUGAGCUUGUUUGUGGUGACUUUGAUUUAAAAAUAAAAAUAAAGUAAUAAUCCAAAAAUCAAAGAUGAAAUCUUUCAGAGUACACAGUCGGUUGUGUCACGGAUUAGGUGGCAGUAAAAAUGCGAACAGGACAACUUGGAUCUGGGCAGAAAUCUGAGGAGCUGUGAUGAUUUUCUCUUUUCAGAAACUUCUUCGCCUUCACUC